Molecule: messenger RNA, 3895 nt
Organism: Oreochromis aureus
Lineage: Eukaryota; Metazoa; Chordata; Actinopteri; Cichliformes; Cichlidae
Product: mitochondrial intermediate peptidase
Exons: 20
Coding region: 181-2283 (700 amino acids)
Biological process (GO): peptide metabolic process
Cellular component (GO): mitochondrion
Molecular function (GO): metalloendopeptidase activity
Source: RefSeq, a predicted model, not a curated record
GAAAAUACAAGUAGCAACAGUUAUGGAGAUUCGCUUUCAUUAUCCAGUGAGCUAACAUGUGAGCAGUUCAAUGGAACAGCUAGGCUGACGUACAAACUAAAGUCGAGCAUGUCCUCUGCCAAUCACUGUCAGCACUCUUAGCCUCAGAAUCAACAGACACAACAGACAGGCUUGUACAACAUGUCAGCGUGCAGGAGGAUGCUUUACCUGGUAAAGCACAGGAGCCUGUUGACGCAUGUCCGGAGAAAUCUGACUACAUGGUCUCCCGUUGGAGCUGCUUUCAAUGCCAGACCUCACAGGAAACUGGACCUGUUUCAGAAAAAUGUGGGUUUGUUUGGAGUGCCAGAGCUGAGCUGUCCUGCAGGCUUUCAGGUGGCCACAGAGAAAGCUCUGAAGAACACGGAGCAUCUGGUGGAGAAAGCCUAUUCUUCUUCUCCAGGAGUUCAGACAGUCCAGUGCUUUGACCAGCUCUCAGAUGAACUGUGUAAAGUGGCCGAUCUGGCAGACUUUAUAAAAGUAGCUCACCCCGAUCCAGCUUUCCGCGAGGCUGCUGAGAAGACCUGCAUCGAGAUCGGCACAGUCGUGGAGAAACUGAACACUAAUGUUGAGUUAUGCAAGAGCCUGAAGAAUUUGCUGGACAACCCAGACAUCGUGGCUCAGCUGGAUUCCGAUACAAGGCGAGUGGCAGACCUGUUCAUGUUCGACUUUGAAAUCAGUGGAAUUCACCUAGAUGACACACUGAGGAAAGAGGCGGUUGCUCUUCACGUGAAGUUGCUGGAUCUAAACAACGAGUUCCUGGUCGGCUCCCACAUGCCGAACAGGAUCGCCAGGUCUGCGAUUCCCGAGCACCUACAUCUGCACUUUGCAACAGAAGGAAGCUUCAUUCAAAUCGGGGGACUGCAUGCAGAUUCCCCCAAUGACUUGGUGCGAGAAAUCGCCUACAGGAUUUAUCUCUAUCCCAACACAGAGCUGAUGGGGUGUUUGGAAGAGCUGCUGACAUGCAGAUACAAACUGGCCACGCUGGUGGGCUACGAGUCCUACGGACACAGAGCCCUAAAGGGAACGAUGGCCAAAACCCCAGAGACAGUGAUGAGCUUUCUUCAGCUGUUAACAGACAAGCUGUCAGACAGAACAGCAAAAGACUUUAAGAUGAUGAGAGACAUGAAGAAGAAGCUCAGCCCUCGACAUUCUGAGCUCAUGCCCUGGGAUCAUCCGUACCUCAGCGGUGUCCUGCGUGCUGAAAGGUACAACAUAGAGCCCAGUCUGUACAGUCCCUACUUGUCUCUUGGUUCCUGUAUGGAGGGUUUGAACAAUCUCUUCUCUCAGCUGUACGGCGUCUCCCUCAUGUCUGAACAGCCCAGAGCUGGAGAGGUCUGGAGCGAGGAUGUCCGCAAACUGGCUGUGGUCCAUGAGACGGAGGGAUUACUGGGAUACAUCUACUGUGACUUUUUCCACCGGCAAGAUAAACCUCAUCAGGACUGUCACUUCACCAUCCGCGGUGGGCGCCAGUGCCAGGAAACGGGUCAGUACCAGUUGCCAGUCGUGGUGCUGAUGCUGAGUCUGCCUCACCCUACCAAGGGCGCCCCCACCUUGCUCACUCCCGGCAUGAUGGAGAACCUCUUCCACGAGAUGGGCCACGCUAUGCACUCCAUGCUGGGACGCACUCGCUACCAGCACGUGACAGGAACCAGAUGUGCAACUGAUUUUGCUGAAGUGCCCUCCAUCCUCAUGGAAUACUUUGCCACCGACUAUCGAGUCAUCAGCCAGUUUGCACGACACUAUGAAACUGGACAGCCGCUACCCGAGAGUAUGGUGGCUCGCUUGUGUGAGUCCAAAAAGGUGUGUGGAGCUGCAGACACCCAGUUGCAGAUUUUCUAUGCAGUCUUGGACCAGAUCUACCACAGCAAACCACAGAACCGAUCUACCACAGAAAUCCUGAAGGACAUGCAGCAGAAAUUCUACGGCCUGCCUUACACGCCCAACACGGCAUGGCAGCUGAGAUUCAGCCACCUGAUUGGGUACGGGGCCAAGUACUACUCCUACCUCAUGUCACGGGCGGUGGCCUCGAUGGUGUGGAAACAAUGCUUCAUAGAGGAUCCUUUAAACAGGGAAAUGGGUGAGCGGUAUCGACGGGAGAUGUUGGCCCACGGAGGAGCUAAGGAGCCCAUGCUGAUGGUGGAGGGCAUGCUGCAGAGACGGCCCACCAUCGAGGACUUUGUGGACGCGCUCGUGUCUGAGCUCAACCCAAACUUUGAGACCUUCAUCAUGGACUCUGAGAGUUGAAGGCCAGUUUUGGCUGCAAGGAAACAAACUUUAUGAGGCAAAGAUUGAGAGAACGCUGGAGAAAUCAAAGACAUGCCGUCAUAUUUCAUGGUCACUGUUUCUAAAGAUCUUCAUGUUUUCUGCAAAUGAACAUAAUUUAUAUUUAAUAUAUUUGUCAUGUUCUCUUGCUGCACACAGUUAAAAAGUUAAAGAACCCUGAAACUGUUGUAAAACCUUUUUUUUUUUUAACCAUUUAAACUUAAAAAGUUUAACACUUUAAACUUUUGAAAGAAUGAAUAACAAAAUGCAAUCAUUUUCACAGCUUAUACCCCUCAAAAGAUAUUGUUCUGAGCUUGUGUAACAGCAGAACAUUGUUUUGUUUUGGCUUUUUCCUGAUCAAAUCAGCAUGAGGAAGAAUACUUAAUCCGUUCUUCCCGUCAUGUGGACAUUGUUUAGGCUUUAAAUUAAUACCGCUCCAUCUGUUUUGUCUGUCAGGAGUUUGGGGAGGGGUGAAACAGAAGAGAUUCAGCUUGUGAGUUUUUUACAGCACAAUAGGAAAGAUUUGGUCAGUUCUUAUCAUAUUAUUCAUAAAAGCUGUUGCAACAGUAAAAAACACAAAGCAACACAGUCUCUGGAAGUUUAAGAAGUUGUGCAUAUUUACGAAAAAGCUUCAGAGUCUGCUCCACAGCGAGGCUGUUUGCAUCUGUUCCAACAGUUUCACACUGUAGUCGUCAGCUGGGCUCUGACUGCAGCUGCCUUUGCUUGCCUUGUGCCAGCGCCGAGAUGCAGAUUCACGUCGCUGUUGAAAGUGUAAACACGCGAUCAGACGGGCGGAGCCUGAGCGAGCUGGGUGGCUCGAACCACACAGAGGCUGCAACACUGUGAUUUGACAGUUAUAUGGAUGUGAUGUCUCUCCAACAUUGCUCUGCUUUCAGAUCUUUCCAAUUAAACCUGAAGCAAAUUAUAUCAGCAGAGAUUAAAUGUAACUGAAGUGCAGCCCCAGUAUUAAUGUUAGUGUAAUUUUAGGCAUCAAAACAAAUUGAGUUGUCACACUGAGUGCUAUGCCGCCUGUACAGAUGGCUUUGGAAGAAACAUAAGAUGUUUAGAUGAAAUCAUUCUUUAGUGAUUUUUUUUUUUCCCGUGGUGAUCAGCUGUCAUAUUUAUAAAAUGUUUUUUUUUUUUAAAUUAGAAGAAUAGAUGGUAAUAUAUACUUAGCUGUUCAUCUGCUGGUUAACACAAAAAUCUGAGCAGCCAGUUUCAUGGCUGCACUGCAUUUAGACUGGACCCUGCUGACAUUCAAACUGAGCAUCAGGAUGGGGAAUAAAGGUGAGUUAUGUGACUUUGAACUGACAGAGACUGGUCUGACAAGAACAAUAUCCAGUGAGUGGCAGUUCUCUGGAUGUAAAUGCCUUGAUGAUGUCAGAGGAGACCAAGUUGAUAGGAAGGCAACAAGUAACUGUUCUCUCAUUCAGAGAUGCUCAUCUGCAUACUUUGGUUGUAACAACACGUGAACUUUGAAGCAUAUGGACUACAGAAGACCACACCAGGUCCCACUCAUCAGCUAAGAACAGGACACUGAGGCUACAGUUUGCAUUGGGAUCACCAAAAUUGCAUAAUAAACUGGAAAAUGUUG